UUUCUAUCCACCUUACAGUCCAUUCAUCCAAGCCAUACUUCCUUAGCUUGCCUGCAAGAAUGUUGUGGGAGACCAUAUCAAAAGUUUUCCUAAAGUCAAGCCGUGCUCUAUCCAUACCUCAUCAUUACUGGUUCAAAUGAUUCUGCAGCUGCCAUUUUGGUGGCAACUUCUGGCUAGUUCCUCCUUACGUUACCUUUCUCAAUGUUGAUGGAGCAGGAGGAUGACACAUUUGUCCUGGUGCUCCCAGAGGGGGUCUCCCCUCAUAGUUUGGGAGUGCUGGGAGAAUGGGGUUGCAGACACUUCUUGCACAAUUUAUGCUGCUACCAACAAAACCAAGGAAAAGACUCCCAUUGAUUCAAGUGGAUUUUGGAUCAUGCCCAUAGUUACCUUUGAGGGACAGAAUUUUCUUAUUUCCUGCAUCUUUGUGCAGUGCAGAUACCAUUUCCAUCCUUUCAAUUCAAAGAGUUCUCCAGAAAGAAAUCUAGGAUAAAAUCUCUACAAGAUUAAAAUACCUACACAGAGCCUAUAAAAAGAGUCACAUAACUUCAAAGCAUGAUUUUUAUACCCAAUGGGGGCAUCUACAUGCGUACUUUACUGAGGAGUUGAUUAAUUAGGUCCACAGUAAAGUGUCACCAUCUACACAUAUAGCACUAUUAGGCUGGAGUAAACUAAUUAACGCUAUCAUAGGAUAGUACUGCCUGACACAAAUACGAUCCUACAGUGGAGUUAUUUACUCCACCACAAUGGACAUGUAGACAGUGUUGGGUCUGACUGGAGCACGAGGGUGCUACAGUGCAGGGCUGCCUGCCAACUAGCCCUGUAGCACCUUCAUGCCCCAGCCAGCCCCUCCACAGCAUGUUGAGCCAGGGCUGGUCUACCCCAGCUCAACAUGCUGUAGUCCUGGGCGCAUAUGUCAACGGUGGACCCUGAAGCAAUAAACAUGGUUACAUUAUUUACAUGUAGACAGUCCUCCAGCAACAACCCCACAAUGCCCCUGCCUGCUCUGGUCACAGUUUUGAACUUUGCUGUUCAGAGGUGAUGGUGAUCAGAAGCCUGCUAUCAACCCACAUAUCCUUUCAAAUGUCCACCAUGUUUUGAGAAAGCCUCUUCCUAAGGUAGCCUACCACUGCUACCUUAGUACACAACUAUGGCAUCAGGUAAAGCUCCAGCUAAGAAAAGCUGAGGCAAACCUUGUACUGUAGCCUGAGCAAGAUACAGCAGUGAGUAAACAGCUGUGGAACUGAGGUGUUCAUCUGGACACUGCAAAAGCUGGGGUAUGUUUAGGGUGACCAUAUGGGAUAAUGUGAAAUCUGGGAUACUACCCCCUCCCUCCCCCCAGUCAGUGGCACUGCUGCAGGUAGAGGUGGGGCACGGCAGCCGGAUUCAGCUCUGGUAUUACUAUUUAGGCACCUAAGGGAGUCAAUGGCCCCUUAAUGACCCAUUGUUCUUUACUUCACUGGUAUUAACAAUCACCCCCCGCCCCCCUUUUAAAGGUGAUUCUACUAUUUUAGGGCAAUUUUGCUGUUUGUUAGGGCUUCCUAUUUCACAGCUUGUGCCACACUGCCUCCCUGCCAGAAAAUGCCCUACACUGAUGACACUCGUUUUAACUUUCAACAGCUGGCUGGGACUGGCCUCCAAAAUCCUGACUGUCCCAGCCAAACCAGGGCAUAUGGUCACCCUAGGUAUGAUGCUUGAGCAGCAAAGCAGCUGUGUCAAUCCUAGCAAACAGCAAAGGAAAACCACAGAAAAUCUAGGGCUUCCUCCAACACCUGCUAUUCAGAGUUGUAUGCUCUACUAAUCAGGGACCCCAUGGCCACCUGACAAUAGAAAGUGAGAAAUUUGCACUUACCAGAGAAGAGAAAGGCACUCCAGAGGUGCACAUUGGCUACAAGCUCUUUGAGGCCAGUCAGAGGACCGAUCCCAACUCUAUUUGUGAAGCAAACUUUACAGAGCUUCUUGAGACCCAGCUGAGCUCACAGACAGAACCCACUGGGGAAAAACAAGGUUGCUCGGGUGGCUGUACUACCAUACAGUUUUUUUAAACUUUGUUUAUAGUUCUCAGACUCCUUCUUCCUGCUUUUCAAAAUGGCAAGUUGAUGUGUGCUCACAGGGAACAAAUUGUCGGUAGAAGUAGCCAGUUAUUUUAGCACCAUGCCUUGGCACUCAUAGACAAAAAAAAAUACAAGAGAAAAUACCAUAAACAGCUCAAGAACACUCCCAAAUGUUUUGGCAAGGCCAGUAGGAAGCAUUUCUAGCAGAAAAAAGGAAUGCUUCACAAAUAGAAAAAUAAAUACACCAAGACCUGGGCAUCCACAGAAAACUUAAAAUAACCCUUGCAAAUCAUCUAAAAUCUGGUCAUUCCGACUGAAUAAACAUGUAAAAUCAGCCUAAAAUGUAACCGUCAGAAAUGCAGUGUGAGGCUUUUCCAGUCCAAAGUUCAAGUCCAAAACGAAUUAAUUGCAUGUUAUGGUUGGAUUCAGGAAGAGAAUGAAAGAGGCAGCUUCUUGCUGGCUGAUAGGGUUUAGCUUUGAGUUAAUCUGCAGAAUUAGACAUCAGCCACCACCCUGGUUUUCUUGCAGAGUGUUAUGAUGCUCUUGGUUCAGAUAUUCCUUUUGUGCCCUGGCCAUAAUCUUAGUACCAUUUUCAAGUAUGUAUUCUUUAAGCUCUGCCCAUGCAUUUCCAAGAAGGGUUGCUUUGUUUUUCCUCUGCAAUGGGCUCCUGGGGCACUAUUACUGGGAAGAAGCCAGCAACAUAUGAGCUCAGGCAACUCAAGCAGUUACCUUCUCUGGGCCCAUUGGCAUGCUAAUGAGCACAUAUCAGCCAGACUCAUCAUUGCCUUUAAUAUGUUUAGCAAUAUUUACUGUACUGCACUUCAUUACCUGGGAUGUCUGACCAUCUAACCAUUUUCCAUUACCUUUCAGCUACAGCCAACACACUUGAGAGCUGCUGAAUUGUCCUGAAGAAAACAGCUGUGAAGCCAGUUUGACCUGCUUCAUGAUGUUACUAUACCUAUUUAAAAAAAAGUUUAGGGAGUUUUCUCACUUCUCUUUCCCUCUCUGCUAACCCUUUAAACCUACCAGUCUUGUUCUUACGUGGCCUGGCACUGGUUCCACAAUUGCCUGAAAGAGAAUCCUGACUAGGGGGAACUAAGCUCUUGAUCUUAAGAGCUGUGAAUCAACAUGGGAGUGUUGGGAACACGGCCAGAGAAGAAGCAGAAAGACAAAAAGGUGGGCACCAAGGCAUUAUGAAGCUUUUGAGAGAACAGAACUAGGUGCUACAAAGCAUUAUAGAGUCACCAUAGCACUUCUACAAGAACUCUUUCUGGGGCUUGAAGAUAUAUACACACUGCCCACCAGAGUGCCAGAAUGACAUGCUAUUAUCCCUUCUAUUCAACUCCAGUGGAAAAUAAGCAACAGUUACAAAUACAGAUGCUGAAAGGAACAGAUGGGCAUGAAAAACUGACUGAAAGAGCACCUCUAGUAGCAAAAUAGAAUGAAGACCACAUGUCGUAUGAACUUGACCCACAACAAAAUGUUAUAACAAGGAGUCCCCGCAGUGUGUGAUGUGGAGGAAGUUAGUCAGAGGAAAGCUGGAGGUGAAGAAAAGGGGAAAUUUAUUUGCAGAAAAGGAAAGGGGCAGGGCAAGAUGGGAAGUACAGAGACUCUGAGCAGCUUAUAUAGAGAAGAAUGCCUCACCAUUGUCACUGCUUCAUAGCCUGACUGGGAUUAUCCAUCAUCCAUUACAAUAUGUGGUCAAAGACCAUCACUGGAAACUUUGCUGGCAUGAUCCAUGGCUUGAAUGCAAGCCAGCUGACAGACCAAGUCCUUCGGAGAAGCAAACGGAUGAUCCUGGACACCCUUGGAGUGGGACUACUGGGUAGCAGCACAGAGGUCUGCCACAAAGUAAUACACUACAGCAAGAUCUACAGCACCAACACAUCCAGCACUGUUUGGGGUCACUCAGAUGUCAGACUCCCUCCUCUGUAUGCGGCUUUUGCCAACGGAGUAGCUGUACACUCAAUGGAUUUUGAUGAUACAUGGCACCCAGCCACACACCCCUCUGGGACUGUGCUUCCUUCUCUAGUUGCUCUGUCAGAUACCUUGUCUGAAAAGAAAAAAAUAUCUGGCCUUGACCUGCUCUUAGCCUUCAAUGUAGGGAUUGAAGUGCAAGGCAGACUUUUACGAUUUUCCAGUGAAGCCCACAACAUUCCCAAAAGGUUUCAUCCACCAUCUGUGGUUGGUACCAUGGGGAGUGCAGCAGCUGUUGCCAAACUGCUAGCAUUUGACCAGUUUAAGUGUAAAGAAGCUUUGGCCAUUGCUGCUUCUUAUGCAGGAGCCCCAAUGGCUAAUGCAGCAACACAAACCAAGCCUCUGCACAUUGGUAAUGCAGCUAGGCAUGGUCUGGAAGCAGCUUGCUUAGCAUCACUGGGUCUUCAAGGAAACAACCAGAUACUGGACAUGGAGUCAGGGUUGGGUGCUUUUUAUGGAGACUACACCCCACAGGUUCUGCCACCUUUACAGUCUUAUUCCUGGCUGCUGGACCAACAAGAUGUAGCCAUCAAGCGCUUCCCUGCUCAUCUUGGAACACACUGGGUGGCAGACGCAGCCUCUUCAGUGAGGAAGCACCUUGUGGGGAGUGACGAUCCACUCCCUGUUAGCAAAAUUAAGAAAAUCACGCUCAAAGUCCCAGAGGCUCAGUACGUAAACAGAUCAUUCCCUAACUCAGAGCACGAAGCCCGGCAUUCUUUCCAGUUUGCUGCAUGCACUGCUCUGCUGGAUGGCAGCAUCUCAGUCCAAUCAUUCAACCGUCAGAACAUUUUUAGGCCAGAGUUAAAGGAGCUGCUCUGCAAAACACAGAUGGAGCACCCUUCUGAUAACAAGCCCAGCUUCGAGAGCCUUUACUGUGAAGUAAGCAUUACCCUUCAGGACGGCGACAUGUUUAGUGAGCGUUGUGAUACUUUUUAUGGACACUGGAGGAAACCCCUGAGUAAAGAGGAUUUGGAGAAAAAAUUUCGCUCCAAUGCUUCCAGUGUUCUCUCACUGGAGGCUACAGAAGGCAUUAUAGAGACUGUGAAUCAUUUAGAAGAAGUAGAAGACUGCAUGGUGUUAAGUGAGUUUCUCAAAGGGACACAGUCAACACAAGAACUUCCCCAAACAAUCUCCUUAUCUUGAAAAAUGACAAACAUUUAUUGGGUUUCUGUAGUUACUGGUGUGUACUCUAAGCAUACAGAGUCAGGAAAAGGAAACUCCUCUUGAUGUUGGUAACAAAUUUGCACACCUGUAACACGAGCAACAUUUUAAAUCCAGUGUUGUAGCACUGGUUCUGUACCUGGCUUAAAGAUUGCUUUCUGCUCUAGAGAUAGCUGGAAAAUAAUGUGCUGGUAACUUCCACUUUUAUUAUCUUUAGAUCAGUACUCAGAGGACAUCUAUAGCCUCCCUAAAACUACCAUUGCUACUAACAACCGCCCUGUUGACAAAUACUUUAUCAUGGUGCCAUAAUAAAGCCCCUUGUAAAAAUUCUUCUUCUGCUAGAAAAUCUGGAAAUGGAGAUUGUGGAGGGGUAAAGCAGCCAAUAUCCUCAGGAGAGGAGCUAUUAAUAGAAGGACAAAUAGAGAAUAAGAAUUCUGGGAGAGGUUUUAUAGCAGUACAUCUCUGGGCAUCCAUUAAUGUGAAAGUGUUGAGAUUUGUGUAGAAAGAAAAACCCAAUGCAAAGUUGCAGAGGUUGGUAUUCACCAAGAAACAUCCUUGCUUCCCCAUCAAGAUUAGCCUUAUAUAGGUGAGGAUGACAAUAGUGCUCUCAUUCUAAUCAUACUAAUUAUAAAUAAUAAAAAAUAGGUGCUUCAUCUAAGCAAAGUGCUGCAAUACCCUUCAUUAAUGUAUCUUUUACUCUUUAGUUUCCAUAUCUGGUUGCUCUAAUGCAGGGGUGGGCAAUUAUUUCAGCUGGAGGGCUGUUUAAUGAGUUUGGUUGAGCUGUCGAGGGCCGCAACAGUAGCCCUACCUCUUGACAGGAGCCGGGCCCCUGGUCACCAUCUUGGAAUCUGAAGUCCUGCCCCCUAACCUCUGACCUAUGCCACUAGAAAUCCCUCCCCUUCCCCCUGGAAGUCCUCCUUUUGCCAUCUUGGAACUGGAAAAAAA
Alligator sinensis (Chinese alligator) is the source of this 6134-nucleotide messenger RNA. It is a transcript of the gene ACOD1, whose product is annotated as aconitate decarboxylase 1. Gene Ontology annotation, molecular function: lyase activity. Bases 3747 to 5171 code for a protein of 474 amino acids. NCBI's taxonomy places the organism in Eukaryota, Metazoa, Chordata, Crocodylia, Alligatoridae. The transcript is spliced from 6 exons. The record is from RefSeq and is a predicted model, not a curated record.